GCCUCCCCUUGCGGGAUGAACAGACCCGCGGCCGCCGCGGGGCCCCAUGGAGGAGCAGCGGCCGCCGCCGCCGGCCCGCCCAGCAGCGAGCAUGGCCUUACCGGGCAGCCCGCACCCCGGCGCCCCCUCCGCGGCCGGCGCGCCUGGCGGGACUUCCUCUGCGGCGACCGCGGCCGCGCUCUCUUUCAGCACCGUAGCGACGGCGGCGGCCGAGGCGCUGGGGAACCGGAGCAACGCGAGCGGAGGCGGCAGCGCUGUCGCCACGGGGGGCGGCGGCCUCGGCGCGGCGGGGGCGGCGGGGUCCGCGCGGGCGGCGGGGGCGGCGGGGAGGCCGCCGCUGGGGCCGGAGGCGGCGCCGCUGCUGUCGCACGGGGCGGCCGUGGCGGCCCAGGCGCUGGUCCUCCUCUCCAUCUUCCUGCUGUCUAGCCUGGGCAACUGCGCGGUGAUGGGGGUGAUCGUGAAGCACCGGCAGCUCCGUACCGUCACCAACGCCUUCAUUCUGUCGCUGUCCCUGUCGGAUCUGCUCACGGCACUGCUCUGCCUGCCCGCCGCCUUCCUGGACCUCUUCGCGCCGCCCGGGGGCUCCGCGCCCGCAGCCGCUGCUGGGCCCUGGCGCGGCUUCUGCGCCGCCAGCCGCUUCUUCAGCUCGUGCUUCGGCAUCGUGUCCACGCUCAGCGUGGCCCUCAUCUCGCUGGACCGCUACUGCGCCAUCGUGCGGCCGCCCCAGGAGAAGAUCGGCCGCCGCCGCGCGCUGCAGCUGCUGGCGGGCGCCUGGCUGGCCGCGCUGGGCUUCUCCCUGCCCUGGGAGCUGCUCGGGGCGCCCCGGGAGUCCCCAGCGGCGCAGAGCUUCCACGGCUGCCUCUACCGGACCUCCCCGGACCCCGCGCAGCUGGGCGCGGCCUACAGCGUGGGGCUGGUGGUGGCCUGCUACCUGCUGCCCUUCCUGCUCAUGUGCUUCUGCCACUACCACAUCUGCAAGACGGUGCGACUGUCGGACGUGCGCGUGCGGCCCGUGACCACCUAUGCGCGCGUGCUGCGCUUCUUCAGUGAGGUGCGAACCGCCACCACCGUGCUUAUCAUGAUCGUCUUCGUCAUCUGCUGCUGGGGACCCUACUGCUUCCUGGUACUGCUGGCUGCGACCCGGCAGGCCCAGGCCACGCAGGCCCCCUCGCUCCUCAACGUGGUGGCUGUCUGGUUGACCUGGGCCAAUGGGGCCAUCAACCCUGUCAUCUAUGCCAUCCGCAACCCCAACAUUUCGAUGCUCCUAGGGCGCAGCCGCGAAGAGGGCUACCGGACUAGGAAUGUGGACGCUUUCCUGCCCAGCCAGGGCCCGGGUCUGCAAGCCAGAAGCCGAAAUCGCCUCCGGAACCGCUAUGCCAACCGGCUGGGCGCCUGCAGCAGGAUAUCCUCUUCCAACCCAGCCAGUGGGGCGGGAGGGGAUUUGGCCAUGUGGGCCCACAAAAAUCCAGUUGUACUUUUCUUUCGGGAGAGGCCACCAGAGCCUGUGACAGCAGUGGCCAAACAGCCUAAAUCUGAAGCCGGGGAUACCAGCCUCUGAGGCAGGAUGGUAUGGACAGCUUGUGAAGGCAAAUUUCCACUCGCUUCAUUUAAUGAUACAGGAUUCCUAGGAGAAUCGUGGGAUUUCAUAAAGCCAAACAUUUAAAACUAAAGAGUCGGGGGGAGGGUCACCACUUCCCCCAAACAACGUAAAAGACAAUGUCCAUUUCUUCAAAAGUGCCAAAAGGAAUGUAAAAUGCAAAAAUUAAAACAAUCUUAAACCACA
Messenger RNA from Lemur catta (Ring-tailed lemur), 1783 nucleotides. It is a transcript of the gene GPR135, whose product is annotated as G protein-coupled receptor 135. Gene Ontology annotation, cellular component: membrane. The transcript has a single exon. The record is from RefSeq and is a predicted model, not a curated record. Gene Ontology annotation, biological process: G protein-coupled receptor signaling pathway. Bases 47 to 1558 code for a protein of 503 amino acids. Lineage: Eukaryota; Metazoa; Chordata; Mammalia; Primates; Lemuridae. Gene Ontology annotation, molecular function: G protein-coupled receptor activity.